AUGGGCCUCGCAGACAUCUUCUCAAGCAGCGCAAACAACCCGCCACCCGUCCCGCCCAAGAACGCGAUGGGCGUGAAUAGGGACAAGGAGAAGGACGAGAUCAUACGGCGGUUGACCGAGGAGCUCAUGCGGACACGAGAGCGCAACCAACAGCUCGAGAAGGACCUGCCUGCCCUCGCCGCCUCCAAAGCCGCUGUCGAGCGAGCGCGCGAACUCGAAGACGUCGUCCGCCUCAAAGACAUCAUGGUCGAGUCUCUCGAGCGACAGGUCAGCUUGCUCGAGAAGUACAACGCGGCGCUGCAGCAGAAGGAGGCGGAACUUGUUGCGCUGAGAGCGGAACAAGUCGAGCAGCCGAUUUCCCAGCCCGACUUGUUGCAUCGCUACGAGCAGCUGUGCGACAUUUUCGGCCAGUUGAGGGACACCUUGACCUGUCCAGUCUGCUACGAGCCGUUCGACAAAGACCAAGCCGUGUCCCUCCUCUGCGGACACUCGUUCUGCGGGGCAUGCUAUGCGGAGUGGGAACGCAAGCACAUUGAGGCGUUCAAGAUGUCGUCGAUUCAGGGGCAGUAUACGGGUCCCGAGUGUCCCGAGUGUCGGACUGCGGAUGUGAGGAGGGGGAGGGUACGGAUCUGGUCUCUCGAGGAGGUCGUCCGCCUCGUCGACCGCGCCAACCGCGAAAUCGCCGACAAUCCUCACACGCCCGCCGUCCCUCCCAUCGAGCCUCUCACAGCCGCCGACCUCCUCCUCGCCGACGAGUCAGCCACGGAAGCUGGUGAUGCGCCGUUCACGUCUGUCGGCGAGGAUGCGAGGAAGGUGGACAAUUCGAUCUCGUUUGGGGCGGAGACGGCGGAAGGUGCGGGAGAGAAAGAGCAGGCACAGACGCAGACGGAGGCGGACCAGCCAGCGAUGGACGUCGACCUCCCCUCUCCCCCUCCAUCCGAUGCACCCGACUCGCCCACGCCCUCGACGCCCGCUCAACCCGCCUCCUCCUCCAACUCUGCUCGCACUCCCUCUCCCCCUCCCGCUCCUCCCACCACCUCAACAUUCCCCUCCCGCCUCUCUUCAUCAGACCAUCACCACCUCCUCUCUUACUUGCGCGCGCAAGCCCUCGCCCGAGCCCAACAAAGGGCGUCCCAAGCCCAUCUCGAAGCCGAAUCCGCGCGUCUAAGAGCGGAGGAGGAAGAACGCGAGGCGAGGGAAGCGAGGGAGGAGGUUUUGAGCGAGAGGAGGAGGAUGCCUUAUGAGGCUGUUUUUCGCUGA
This is a messenger RNA of Rhodotorula toruloides NP11, 1260 nucleotides long. RefSeq names its product zinc finger, RING-type protein. The record is from RefSeq and is a predicted model, not a curated record. The transcript is spliced from 4 exons. The coding region runs from base 1 to 1260 and encodes 419 amino acids. NCBI's taxonomy places the organism in Eukaryota, Fungi, Basidiomycota, Microbotryomycetes, Sporidiobolales, Sporidiobolaceae.